Messenger RNA from Lachancea dasiensis, 2928 nucleotides. The record is from the annotation of a GenBank genome assembly. Lineage: Eukaryota; Fungi; Ascomycota; Saccharomycetes; Saccharomycetales; Saccharomycetaceae.
AUGGCGAGAACAACUGGGAAAAGGGUUAGAGAGGAGUUCGUUUCUUCAGAUGAGGAAGAGGCAGUAGAUAUCGCAGGUAACAUUGCCCUAGAUGGGGAUGAAAGCAGCUCGAGCGAAUCUGAAAGCGAGGUUGAAGGUAAUGGAAUAUUGCAGGAUGUUGUUGAAUUCAGCGACGAUGAAGAAUCGGAGCAAAAGAAGAAUAAUAAGAACAAGAACAAGAAGGACAACGACAAGAAACAAACCCUGAGCUUUCCCAGUCUCGAACUUUCAGAUGAAGAGGAUGGCGGAGAUGCUCAACAGUCAAGAGAUGGUGAAGACGACGUGACAGAGUACUUUUCUACCAACAGCAACGCCAACGCCAAGCACAAAAAAGGAUCCUUUGCCAGUUUUGGACUCUCCAAACUGGUGCUAUCCAACAUCACCAAAAAGGGUUUCCGUCAGCCCACGCCGAUCCAGCGGAAGACCAUUCCCUUGAUCUUGCAAAAGCGUGAUAUCGUGGGUAUGGCGAGAACCGGGUCCGGUAAAACUGCUGCAUUCGUGCUGCCUGUUAUCGAGCGUCUCAAGUGUCACUCGGCUAAAAUCGGAGCUAGGGCAGUUAUCUUGUCGCCUUCAAGAGAGCUGGCCAUGCAAACACACAAAGUUUUCCGCGAAUUUUCGAAAGGCUCCGAUCUUCGCAGCGUCUUGUUGACUGGUGGUGAAUCUUUAGAGGAACAGUUCGGAAUGAUGAUGUCAAAUCCUGACAUUGUUAUCGCGACGCCAGGUCGUUUUCUGCAUUUGAAAGUUGAAAUGAACCUCGAUCUCAAAUCUAUGGAGUACGUGGUCUUCGAUGAAGCAGAUAGAUUGUUCGAAAUGGGUUUUGAGGAGCAGUUGAGCGAGUUACUUGCUGCAUUUCCAACCAACAGACAAACUCUUUUGUUUUCAGCUACUUUGCCUGCGUCCUUAGUUAACUUUGCGAAAGCAGGGCUCUCGAAUCCGGUUUUGGUGAGGCUUGAUGCCGAGACGAGAGUCUCGGAAGAUUUGGAGAUGCUUUAUUUGUCUUCUAAGAAUGAAGAAAGAGAGGCUAACCUUUUAUAUCUUUUACAAGAAGUUAUGCAAAUUCCUGUUGCAACGGAAGAAGAGCUACUGGAGUUCAAAAAGAAUUCCAAAUAUGAAGAUGAUAGCGAUGACAGCGACAGUGAAAAAAGCAAAUCGAAGCGGAGCAAGUUCAAGAAAAAGACGGGGCCGCGGAAAAGACUUCCAGCGGCGAACGAAUUACCGUCUGAGAAGGCUACUAUUGUUUUUGCGCCAACAAGACAUCACGUUGAGUAUAUUUCUCAAUUGCUAAAAAACUGUGGGUAUUUGGUUUCAUAUUUGUACGGUACACUUGAUCAGCAUGCGCGUAGACAACAGCUUUUCAACUUUCGCGCAGGUUUUACCACCAUCUUGGUGGUAACGGAUGUGGCCGCAAGAGGUGUGGAUAUUCCUAUGCUGGCGAACGUGGUCAACUACUCUCUACCAGCAUCUUCUAAGAUAUUUGUCCAUCGUGUUGGUAGAACUGCGAGAGCGGGUAACAAAGGUUCGGCGUAUUCCAUCGUAUCCGAUAAUGAGUUGCCAUACUUGUUAGACCUAGAACUGUUCUUGGGAAAGAAGAUUUUACUAACACCCAUGUUCGAAGCCACCACAGAGAUGAUGAAAGCUAAGUGGGUUGCUGAAGGUAAUUCGGAGCUAACAUUCAAACCACCUAAAGUUUCUUACACAAAUAGAAUGGUCCUUGGAGCGUGCCCAAGGCUAGAACUAGAGACUUGUGGUGAUUUAUUCAAAAGUUUGCUGCAAGCAAGCUUCGAUUUGCAGCAGUUAAAGGCUGUCGCUCUCAAGGCUGAGAAGCUGUACUUUAGAACGCGCCCUUCUGCUUCCCCAGAAUCGAUGAAAAGAUCAAAGGAAAUUAUAUCUUCCGGUUGGGAUGAGCAAAACCUGAAGUUUGGGAAAAACGCUGAGAAGGAAAUGCUCGAUUUCCUCGCAAAAUUACAGGACAGGAAUCAUAAAGAAACGGUUUUUGAGUUUGCUCGUAAUCACGAUGAUGAGAUGGCGAUGCUCAUGAAAAAGAGACGGAGACAAAUAGCGCCUAUUCAGCGCAGAGCUCGUGAAAGGAAAGAGCUAAUAGAGAAGGAAAGAAUGGCGGGCUUGAGACAUACCGUAGAAGAUGAAAUUUUGAAGGGGGACGAAAACGAGGUUGGCUACUCUGUUCCCGAGGAAGUUCUCAAUCGGGAGUUUGAAGACGCAGACGAAUUGCUAGGAAAGCAGAAGUCUAAGACUUUCAAGGAUCCCAGUUUCUUUAUGUCUCAUUAUGCCCCUGCUAGUACUAUUCAGGACAAGCAGCUCGAAUUGACGAAUGGGUUCAGCAAUGAUGCGGCCAGUGCCACUUUCGACCUUCAUAACGAUGACAAGAUCCAGAACCACAAGCAAGUGGCCACAGUGAAAUGGGACAAGAAGCGUAAGAAAUACGUCAACUCUCAAGGUUUGGAUAACAAGAAGUACAUUAUGGGUGAAAGUGGUCACAAGAUUCCGGCAAGUUUCCGGUCUGGAAAGUUUGACGAAUGGGCAAAAGCUCGGAAGCUGGGUCCCGUAAAAGUUGGCACUCGGGAGUCCUCUUCCACGUCGAAAAUGCUCAGCAAUCCAACCGGGCCCGACUCUCAGCAACGUUCUAUUGGUGGUAGAUUCAAGCACAAGAAGGUCAAGGCCCCUAAGUUGCCCGACAAAAACAGAGACGACUAUCACUCUCAAAAGAAAAAAGUGGAAAAGGCAAUCAGCAGUGGUAUUCCUGUCAAGGGCUUCAACAAGCCUGGCUCUACUAGUGAAUUGAAGACUACUCAACAGAUUUACAAAGAGAGAGUUGCUAAAGAGCAGAGAAAAGCCAAGAACGCCCGUCCGAGCAAGAAAAGGAAGUACUGA